CGCGCAGUCCGAUCCCGACUAUCAGGAAUUCAACGCGUUCGUCCCCGAUCGCCGCGCGUUCGUGAAGGCCUCAAAGCUAACGCUUGAGGUUUGAAUUGCAUGUUCGGGACGCUCCCGCGAAAAAGCGAAGGCGACCUGCCCCAAACGUCGGUGAGAGAAGCAGUCGCGGCGCGAAGGCGUGAAAUGGCAGCCGCCGCAACGCACUCUCGCGUUGUGAGAAGCGACGGCGAUCUCGACGACGAGGUGUGCUGGAUCUGCCUAGAGGGAAGCACCAACGAAAAAGUUGAGCUCAUUCGUCCAUGCAAGUGCCCGCGCGUGGUUCACGCGCGCUGCAUGGCGCGCUGGCAGCUCCAGUGUAGCGGAAAGGACGAAGAGGUGCACUGCAAGUUUUGCACCCAGGACCUACCCAACUGGCGCGAGACCUUGUUCCGCGACGUUAUGGACGACGACACCGAGGAGGAUCCCAGGCGCGCAUCAUCCAACGCGACGGCAGAGCAGCAGCCCAAACCCGCCCCGGACAGCGUCAACGGCGACAUCAUUGUCAAGUUUAACAACAUGAGCUUCCGGUGCAGGGUGAGGACAGGACAGGAGGGGCUCGACGAUUUCAUGAAGCAGAUCCGGGAGAAGUGCAAGAUCCCCGAGGACAAGAUGAACUGCCUGAACCUGACAUACAGGUGCAAGGACCCCAACACGGGCACGCAGAUGACGCUGGAGGGUGUCAACAACUCUGCCUUUGACGCCGCCGUGCUGUGCAGUGCUGUGCAGGAUAAGCUGAAGCAGCGCAAAUCGUCGAAGCACUCCAAGACGUCCAACCCGGGGAAGAUUUCGUCCUUCUUCAGCCGGAGCUCAACCUCAUCCUCGUCCUCAUCCUCGUCGUCGGGACGCGACGUGAGCCCGGACCCGGAGAGGAGGUCCGGGGGUAUGUUCCACCGCCCCCGCCGCGUCAGCGCUCCGCCGCCAGAGACGGAGUCGUCGCGCGAGCGCGAUCAGAACAGGAGGAGGUCCAACAUGUUCGGCGCGCCGGAAAACGAGAUAUCGCGGGAGAGGGAUCAGACGAGGAGGAGGUCUAGCCGCUUCAUGCCCUCGUUCAUGUCCUCCUUCGUCUCGCUCUGACGCGACGGUGAAACUGCACUCACGGAACAGAACAGAGGACACGGCACCCCGCGACGGGACAUGUAUCAUCAACGCAGUGAAGACAGCGAAUCUCCUUCCAGUAACAUCGAGCGACGCGCGCGCGAUCCUCGCGUUUUAACUUUAUGUAAUGUUAUGUUAGCAUGAGAG
Molecule: messenger RNA, 1281 nt
Organism: Micromonas commoda
Lineage: Eukaryota; Viridiplantae; Chlorophyta; Mamiellophyceae; Mamiellales; Mamiellaceae
Exons: 2
Coding region: 184-1113 (309 amino acids)
Molecular function (GO): zinc ion binding
Source: RefSeq, a predicted model, not a curated record